AUGAUGUUAUCGCCAUCGCCGGAGACCCGUUCUCGAGGACUCCAAGAUGCACACCACAUAGAUCUAGUCGGAACAAUACCCUGUAGAUCUAGUCGAACCACACCCCAUGGAAGACCUCCGUCCAAAGCCGCCAAAACCGUCGAGCAAACGAAAGCAGAGGUAGAGAGACAACCGGAAACCUCAACAGAGGAGAGCGCCAAGACACCACUCCCCUCUCCAAAUCAAGCCACACCGGAGAACGACACCACCGAGUCCAAAAAGAGAUUCAAAAGUCGAAGAAGCGCCGCCGCCGCUGCGGGAAACAGAGCCACCGCAAAGAGCGGAAAGAGGAUAAGAUGA
Molecule: messenger RNA, 339 nt
Organism: Microthlaspi erraticum
Lineage: Eukaryota; Viridiplantae; Streptophyta; Magnoliopsida; Brassicales; Brassicaceae
Source: the annotation of a GenBank genome assembly